CGAUGCUUGUUCAUUCACAAUGGGCAAUGCCGGCAGCUCCCAGAAGAUCUCGGCCCAGGAUAAGGCCAUCCUGGACAUGAAGAUUCAGCGCGAUAAGCUGCACCAGUACCAGAAGAAGAUUAUCGUAAUCACGAACCGCGAGACCGAGAUCGCAAAGCAAUGCCUGAAGCAAGGAGACAAGCGGCGGGCGCUACUGGCGCUGCGCAAGAAGAAAUACCAAGAGUCACUGCUGGCGAAGACGGAUCAGCAGCUGGCACAACUUGAGAUGCUCACGAGCGACGUCGAGUUUGCACUCGUGCAAAAGGACGUCUUAUUCGGGCUACAACAGGGUACAAGUGUCUUGAAAGAGAUCCACAAGGAGAUGGGUGGACUGGAGAACGUCGAGAAACUGAUGGGCGAGAGCGAGGAGGCACAGGCUUAUCAGAGGGAAAUAAGCGAAAUGCUUGGAAGCCGAAUGACAAACCAGGACGAGGACGAGGUGGAGGACGAACUGGAGGCUCUCGAGGCCGAAAUGUCAGGCACAAAGCUCCCAGACGCGCCAACGAAGUCUCCAGAGGCCGAAAUUACAGGCAAAAGGCUUCCAGACGCCCCAACAAAGAUCCCAGAGGGCGAGACAGUAAAGGAACGGGCAGCAAGAAGGGCGCGCCAACGGGCGGCGCUGGAGCCAGAACCGAUGCUUGCAUAACGGAGUUGGGCCGGGAUUUUGCUGCAUUUGAGCAAGGCGUUAGGGGUUGUUUUUACUACAGGCAUGACUGCUACCGGUAUCUUUGCGAUAUGCUUCUUUUCUUCCGGUAUCCCUCCAAAUGCCAUGCAUAAUCUAUGCACACUCUCCGUCUUUUGCUAUUUGGCUACAAAGUUGUAGAGCUGACUUUAGGAACCAUCCCACACUCCUAAGCUCACUGCGGAACUGAAUCAGGUG
This is a messenger RNA of Aplosporella prunicola CBS 121167, 919 nucleotides long. RefSeq lists its product as uncharacterized. Gene Ontology annotation, biological process: vesicle budding from membrane; late endosome to vacuole transport via multivesicular body sorting pathway. Gene Ontology annotation, cellular component: multivesicular body; ESCRT III complex. NCBI's taxonomy places the organism in Eukaryota, Fungi, Ascomycota, Dothideomycetes, Botryosphaeriales, Aplosporellaceae. Bases 20 to 685 code for a protein of 221 amino acids. The record is from RefSeq and is a predicted model, not a curated record. The transcript is spliced from 3 exons.